AUGAAAUUCAGAAUUUUACAUUCAGUCAUAUUUGUUUUCCAAUUGAUUGAAUUCACUGCUGCUCAUGAAUAUUUAGUAAGUUUAAAAAAUUCCGAUUCCAUUCAAAGUUUCAUGGAUUCCACAUACGCACAUGGUCAAUUAAUGAAAGAUUAUUUACAUGGUAAAAUUAGUAAAACGUUUUCAUUCGGUUCUUUCCGAGGUCUUACUGUCAAUUUAACUAAAGAUGUUGUCAGUGCGAUUAAAGAAAACCCAUUAGUGGUUGAUGUCGUGCCUAAUAUGAAAAUACAUGCAUUUGAUUAUGAUGAUUUUGAAAAUAAUGAUGGUUAUGAUGACAUUAAACAACCUGAGGAAUUAUUUGAUAAAAAUUCUUAUCUUGUUAAAGUUCAAAAUGGUGCACCAAGACAUUUAGCAAGAUUAUCAAGAAGAAUGCCCUUACCGUAUGAUUUCGAUGAUAAAGAUGCUUAUAAUGAUUCAUUAAGUUAUUAUUAUAGUAAAUGGCAUCAAGGUACUGAUGUCAAUGCAUAUAUUAUUGAUUCUGGGAUUGAUAUCAAUCAAGAAGAAUUUGAGGGAAGAGCUACGCAUGGGUUGGAUCUUACGGGAGAAGGACCUGGUGAUCGAAAUGGUCAUGGUACUCAUGUGGCAGGACUUGUUGGAUCCAAGACUUAUGGUGUUGCCAAAAAUGUUACGUUAGUAGAAGUGAAAGCAUUAGAUCGUCAAGGUUCAGGAAGUUUAAUCACAGUUAUAAGCGCACUUGAAUUUGUUGUAAAUCAUUGUGGGAAAUCAAAAUCUAAAAAAUGUGUGGCUAAUUUAAGUUUAGGUGCAUUUAUGAUGCCACUUUUAAAUGAGGCAAUUAAAGCUACUGUGGAUUCUGGUGUAGUUGUUGUUGUUGCUGCAGGUAAUGGUAAUAUUGAUGCAUGUUGGUGUAGUCCUGCUUCUGAAAAAUCAGCAAUUACUGUGGGAGCAUUUGAUGAUCGAAUUGAUACUAUAGCAAAAUUUAGUAAUUGGGGGUCAUGUGUUGAUAUUUUUGCUCCUGGGGUCGCCAUUUCCUCUCUAUCUAUUAAAGAUAACCAAAAAAGUGUGGAAUUUUCAGGUACUUCAAUGGCUUCCCCCCAAGUUGCUGGUAUUGUAUCAAUAUUAUUAGACCAAGGUGUUGAGAAUGAAGAUAUUAGGGAUUAUUUAUUCGAAUUAGCUACAGAUGACGUUUUCCAAAAGAGAACAUUAUUAUUUAAGCCACGCACACCGAAUAGAAUUACAUUUAAUGGUAUUAGUAAGAAAGAUGAAGAUUUCGAAGAUGGUAUUUUCCCUGAGAUUAAUGUUGAUGUUUUACUUGAUGAAUUACAAAACUAUGUACCCAAAAAGAAUUAUGAAAAGAUUGAUAGUAGUGAUGUCACUAUUCCAAUGGGUAGUAUUAAUGUUCAUAAGAGAAAAAGAGAAGUUUUAGAAUCCUUGUGA
Messenger RNA from Naumovozyma dairenensis CBS 421, 1452 nucleotides. It is a transcript of the gene RRT12, whose product is annotated as Rrt12p. The transcript has a single exon. The record is from RefSeq and is a predicted model, not a curated record. Lineage: Eukaryota; Fungi; Ascomycota; Saccharomycetes; Saccharomycetales; Saccharomycetaceae. Gene Ontology annotation, molecular function: serine-type endopeptidase activity. Bases 1 to 1452 code for a protein of 483 amino acids. Gene Ontology annotation, biological process: proteolysis.